Messenger RNA from Chaetura pelagica (chimney swift), 3848 nucleotides. It is a transcript of the gene SIK3, whose product is annotated as SIK family kinase 3. Gene Ontology annotation, biological process: protein phosphorylation; microtubule cytoskeleton organization; intracellular signal transduction. Gene Ontology annotation, molecular function: ATP binding; protein serine/threonine kinase activity; tau-protein kinase activity. The transcript is spliced from 23 exons. Lineage: Eukaryota; Metazoa; Chordata; Aves; Apodiformes; Apodidae. Gene Ontology annotation, cellular component: cytoplasm. The coding region runs from base 70 to 3681 and encodes 1203 amino acids. The record is from RefSeq and is a predicted model, not a curated record.
AUAAAGAUAAUUGAUAAGACACAGCUGGAUGAUGAGAACCUGAAGAAGAUAUUUAGAGAAGUUCAGAUCAUGAAGAUGCUUUGCCACCCACACAUCAUCAGGUUAUACCAGGUUAUGGAGACGGAGAGGAUGAUUUAUCUAGUGACAGAGUAUGCUAGUGGAGGGGAAAUAUUUGAUCACUUGGUGGCCCACGGGCGCAUGGCUGAGAAGGAAGCCCGGAAGAAGUUCAAGCAGAUCGUGGCUGCUGUCAACUUCUGCCACUGUCGGAACAUUGUCCACAGAGACCUGAAAGCAGAAAAUCUUCUUCUGGAUGCAAACCUUAACAUCAAAAUAGCAGAUUUUGGGUUCAGUAACAUCUUCACACCCGGGCAGCUGCUUAAAACCUGGUGUGGGAGUCCUCCCUAUGCUGCUCCAGAGCUUUUUGAAGGAAAGGAGUACGAUGGGCCAAAGGUUGACAUUUGGAGCCUCGGGGUGGUGCUGUACGUGCUGGUGUGUGGUGCCCUGCCCUUCGACGGGAGCACGCUGCAGAACCUGCGGGCACGGGUGCUCAGCGGGAAGUUCCGCAUCCCCUUCUUCAUGUCCACAGAGUGUGAGCACCUGAUCCGCCACAUGCUGGUGCUGGACCCGAGCAAGCGGCUCUCCAUGGAGCAGAUCUGCAAGCACAAGUGGAUGAAGCUGGGAGAGGCUGACCCAGAGUUUGACAGGCUGAUUGCAGAGUGCCAGCACCUGAAGACGGAGCGGCAGCUGGAGCCCCUGAACGAGGAGGUGCUGCUGGCCAUGGCAGACAUGGGGCUGGACAAGGAGCGCACAGCCCAGUCACUAAGGGCUGAUGCUUACGAUCACUACAGUGCAAUCUACAGCCUGCUCUGCGACCGCCUGAAGCGGCACAAGAACCUGCGUAUCGCGUCGUCUCCCAGUGUCCCACGGACCAUGACCUUCCCCACCUCAACCAACAUCCAGACAGAGCAGACAGGCAAUACCAUGAACAUCAAUGUGCCACAAGUCCAGCUCAUCAACCCUGAAAACCAAAUUGUGGAGACUGAUGGAACAAUGAACCUGGAUAGUGAUGAAGGGGAAGAGCCAUCACCUGAAGCUCUGGUCCGUUACCUGUCCAUGAGAAGGCACACAGUUGGAGUAGCUGACCCACGGACGGAAGUGAUGGAAGACAUGCAGAAGCUCCUGCCUGGCUUACCCCGAGUCACUCCUCAGGCUCCAUUCCUGCAGGUGACCCCGAAUGUGAACUUCAUGCACAACAUGCUGCCCAGACAGAACCUGCAGCCCAUGGGGCAGCUGGAGUACAAGGAGCAGUCCCUGCUGCAGCCCCCCACCCUGCAGCUGCUCAACGGGAUGGGCCCCCUGGGGCGCCGGGCGUCGGACGGUGGAGCCAACAUCCAGUUAAAUGCACAGCAGCUGCUGAAACGUCCUCGAGGUCCCUCUCCUCUUGUCACCAUGACACCAGCUGUCCCAGCUGUCACCCCAGUGGAUGAGGAGAGCUCUGAUGGGGAGCCAGACCAGGAAGCUGUGCAGAGUUCUAUUUACAAGGACUCAAAUACUCUGCACCUCCCCACUGAGCGCUUCUCCCCGGUUCGGCGCUUCUCUGAUGGUGCUGCCAGCAUCCAGGCUUUCAAAGCCCACCUGGAGAAGAUGGGCAAUAACAGUAGCAUCAAACAGCUCCAGCAGGAGUGUGAGCAGCUCCAGAAGAUGUACGGUGGGCACAUGGAUGAGAGGACACUGGAGAAGACACAGCAGCAGCACAUGUUGUACCAGCAGGAGCAGCACCACCAGAUUCUUCAUCAGCAAAUUCAGGACUGUAUCCGGCCACCCCAGCCAUCUCCACCCUUGCAAGCUCCAUGUGAAAACCAGCCAGCUCUCCUCACUCACCAGCUUCAGAGGUUACGGAUUCAGCCUUCCAGCCCACCCCCAAACCACCCCAACAACCAUCUCUUCAGGCAGCCCAACAGCAGCCCCCCUCCUGUGAGCAGCAGUGUGCUCCAGCCCCACGGUGCUGCCUCCCAGUCCCAGUUCCAAGGGAUGCCAUCCCACAACACAAUCUUCCCGCAGUCUGGUAACUGUUCCCCUCCCCCAGCCAUGGGGCUGACGUGCCUGGCCCUGCAGCAGCAGUCACAGCCUCAGCAGGUCACUAUCCAAGUGCAGGAACCUGGUGACAUGGUCAGCAACAACCUCCUGCAAGGGCCCUCUGUGGCCGGGCAGGGCAUGUCCUCCCACACACGGGGCAUGUCCAUCAGCCCCAGCCCCAACCAGCUCCAGAUGCAGCACCGUGCUAACCUGAUGGCCUCGCUCACCUACGGCCACCGGCAGCUCUCCAAGCAGCUCAGCGCCGACAGCGCCGAGUCGCACAGUCUGAACAUGAACAGGUAUCCCCCCACCAACUACGACCAGGUGCACUUACACCCCCACCUGUUCCCGGAGCAGCCCCGCGUUUCCCCCAGCAACUACAGCCCUUCGGGAGGAGUCGCGUUUCCUCCAGCUCAGCAAGCUCUGAAGGUCCCGCAGCUUGACCAGUAUCCCAGUUUCCCUCAAAAUGCACAUCAGCAGCAGCAGCACUACACUGCAUCGGCACUACAGCAAGCACUGUUGUCCCCAACGCCUCCCGACUACAGCCGACACCAGCAGGUACCGCACAUCCUCCAGGGACUGCUUUCCCCCCGGCACUCGCUGACGGGGCACACGGACGUGCGGCUGCCCCCGGCUGAAUUUGCACAGGUCAUCAAACGGCGGCAGCAGCAGCAAGAGUUUCAAGAGUUGUUCAGGCAUAUGAGUCAAGGGGAUGCUGGCAACAUGGGCACCAGCGUGGGACAGAACCUCUCGGAGCGCCAGUCGCUGUCUUUGCCUUACCAGAGUGCCGACACCUACCACCCACAGAGCAGCCCCCAGCACCUCCUAAAGAUCAGGGCGCAAGAAUGUAUCCAGCAGGUACCCGCCUCGGUGCCGCCCCACGGAUACGUACACCAGCCAGCCCUGUUCCAUUCGGAGAGCAUGGAGGAGGACUGUGCCUGCGAGGCUGCCAGGGACAGCUUUCCAGACAGUAAGAGUUCAAACACGUUGACCAAAGGUUGCCACGAGAGCCCCCUGCUUGUAAACGCAGGAGGGCACGGGGACCCGGAUUCUGCGCUAGGAACUGCUAAUCACGCCCAGGGGCUGGGGACACAUCCCUACAGGCAUCAGCCCGCUGCUGGAUUCAGUAGGAAUAAGGUGCCCAGCAGAGAGUCCAUCGUAGGGAACUGUAUGGACAGAAGUUCCCCCAGCCAAGCCAUGCAGGUGCCUGACCACAACGGACUGGGCUACCCCGUGCGUCCUGCCUCUAGCGAGCACCCCCGGCCCCGGGCCCUGCAGAGACAUCACACCAUCCAGAACAGUGAUGAUGCCUACGUGCAGUUAGAUAACUUGCCUGGAAUGAGUUUAAUGGCAGGAAAAGCACUAAGCUCUGCUCGGAUGUCUGAUGCUGUGCUCAGCCAGUCGUCACUGAUGGCCAGUCAGCAGCUGCGCGACAGGGAGAGCGAGGAAUGCGGGGAGAGUUUGGAAGGUCAAGAGCAUCCCAACCUAGGUGAUGGCAACCAGCAUCUAAACACCUCCUGUUACCCAUCGACAUGUAUUACAGACGUGCUACUGAGCUACAAGCACCCAGAGGUGCCCUUUGGGAUGGAGCAGGCAGGGGUGUAACCAGGAGGGAGUUUUCUGUACAGCUUUGAAACGAAAAGGUCCAUUUUAAACCAACAGUAUCUAGCAGCAUUGCGCCAAAUUGCCGUAGUAUUUCUGACUAACUGGAAUACCAUGGCCCCUUUCCUCAUAAUCAGUUCAUCCAGCGUGUUGUUCCUUUGGUUUCUUUA